GCGAGCUAUCCAAGGGCGAUCCUUACGAACUGCCGAGCCGAAUAACUCAGAUAUGCCAACCAAGCUUUUCAUCACCGGCGUGACCGGCUACAUCGGCGGCGACGCCUUCUAUUACCUCUCACAACACCACCCCAACUUCGAAUAUUCUGCGCUAAUUCGCUCGGAGGAGAAAGCGAAACGUAUCCGUGAGGCAUACCCUAACAUCCGCACCGUUAUUGGUAGCCUAGAUGAUUCGGAGGUUCUUGCGAGAGAAGCCGCUUGGGCAGAUAUUGUGCUUCACACCGCCGACGCCUCCGACCACGUAGGCGCGGCCAAUGCCAUCGCCAAGGGAAUGAUCGAGGGCCAUUCCCCCGAAAGACCGGGAUACUGGCUCCACACAGGAGGCACCGGAAUCUUGACAUAUUUCGACUCAGAAGUGAAGAAAGUCCAUGGCGAACACGACGACAAAGAAUUCAAUGACGACAAGGGAGUAGACGAACUGGUCAAUCUUCCCGCGGCUGCGUUCCAUCGGAACGUCGAUGAGAUCGUCCUCAAGACGGGAACUGAGCAUGCCGACAAAGUGAAGACAGUCAUUGUUUGUCCACCUACGAUCUAUGGAAAAGGAAGAGGACCUGUGUCCGCUCGCGGUAGACAGGCGUAUGAGCUUGCCAGCUUUAUCUUGAAACAGCACUACACCCCUCAGAUCGGCAAGGGCCUAGCACGUUGGAAUAAUGUGCACGUAUAUGAUCUGAGUACAUUAUUCGGAGCUCUUGUUGAUGCAGCACUUGAGCCUAGCAAGAAGGACGACAAGGAGAUCUGGGGAGAGAAGGGCUACUUCCUCUGUGAAAACGGGGAGCAUGUCUGGGGUGAUCUGGCGAAGUUGAUUGGGGAGAAGGCACAUGCUCUAGGUUUCUUGAAGGAGAAGCCACAAGUUAAGGAACUUUCGCUUGACGAGGCGAUCAAAUCACCGGCAGGCUUUGAGGCCGCGAGCUGGGGCUGGAAUUCCCGCGGCAAGGCGCUGAGAGGACGGAGGGUAUUGGGGUGGACGCCACGCGAGAAGAGCUUGGAGGAAGAAGUGCCAGAAAUUCUGAAAGCGGAGGCUGCGAGGCUGGGAAUCUAA
Molecule: messenger RNA, 1099 nt
Organism: Aspergillus welwitschiae
Lineage: Eukaryota; Fungi; Ascomycota; Eurotiomycetes; Eurotiales; Aspergillaceae
Product: nucleoside-diphosphate-sugar epimerase
Exons: 2
Coding region: 53-1099 (348 amino acids)
Source: RefSeq, a predicted model, not a curated record